GGUCGCGUUUCUGACCGUGACCGCCAUCCUCAUGGACGAAUAUAAAGGUUCAAUCCGACUUGACACGAACCGCAGCAGCAGACGUUCUGAUGUAUCUGAAAAGGGUCUCACCUCUCUGUGGUCGUUGACUUGACCCCCAACUACUGGGAACUUUCUUCCCAAGAUGAAUCUGAUCCACUCAGUCUAUCCACCUUCCUGUCUCAGUUGCUCGCUUUCUUGAACGCACACAUCUCCUGCAUGCACGAGAACACUUUGGCUGUUUUCGGGGCGUUUCCUGGCAAGAGGUUCGCUGCUUCUCCGACUUCACGCGGUUUCUGACCCAUGGGCAGCGUGUUACUCUAUGAGUCGGACUCUGUGGCCGUAUCAUCGGAUUCGAACACGAACGCAUAUCCUCCGUUCCAUGCGAUGGACUCCGCAGUAGUACAAGGAAUAUCGAGCGAGCUCAGUCUGAUACCAGAGCAUGAUGAGCACGGUGCGCGCUCUGCAGUAAUUGUUUUGCGCCUGCUCAAUACCUCUAGCACCAUCUCUGGUUGGGGCCAUCAUCAAAGCGCUUUGCUGUACGGCCGACUACCGCACUCCUGGCUCUGCUGACGAGAAUCGCAGAUGUUAAUAGGAUCACACUGCCUCCAGACCCCAAUUCCAAGACCCAAGCUAACGGCUUCCAUCCAGGGGUCCUCCCAGACCCCAGGAUUCUCAUCAUCUCCGUCUCGCCGGACCACUCGACAUCAUACAUACCCAUCAUGAACGCUAUAUUUUCGGCCCAAAAGCUUGUCCGUUCUAACGGUGUCGGGUUGAUUUCGUUCUCACGAUCCGCAGAAAGCGGCCAUUGAUGUGUGCCAGCUGUAUGGUGCAAGCUCAGUAUUCCUCCAGCAAGCGGCGCACUUGACUGGCGGAUCGUAUAUCUUCUUGGAACGACGAGAAGCGCUUUUGCAGUAUCUUAUUGUAAGGGAGAUGCAUGCUUUUGUUGCAGUGCAAAACUGAGCAUUAUGUGCAGAUGUCUUUUCUCCCGCCUCCCGCUGUGCGCAAGACACUAUCCGUUCCCACACAAGAGCAAGUCGACUUUCGGGCUGCCUGUUUCUGUCACAAGCGAAUAGUGGACAUCGGAUUCGUGUGCUCGGUCUGUUUAUCUAGUGAGCACGUUGCAACGAUAGCGUCAAGGGAGGCUAUUAAUGCGGGUCCAGUCUUCUGCCAGCCGAUUCCCGUGUGUACAACGUGUCGGUGAGCCUAGAAUGUUCCACCGAGAAUGGCGCUUACACAAGGUUUUAGAACCAAGUUCCCGAUGAAGACACUGCAACGGCUGAACGCGGCCAGACCCCUAUUAGCGACGGCGAACAGGGUGAACUCGACGAACGGGACAGUCGGUAAUGGGCUGGGAAGAGCUGUGCACGGCAGAGUGGCGAACGGGUCGGCGUAAGAUGGGCGUAACCUUGGUGUAGCGAGAUGGCUCGUGGUCAGAGAAGGUGACACCGGCGCCGAGACUAGCAACGUCACAGCCUUCUGGCAUGAUGACCGCCAGCGAAUGGCGAGGAGUGUGGGUCAUCACGGCACUUUUGAUGGCGUCGGCCGGUGACCGCUAGCCUCGCCGAGGCACGGGGGCAUACGUAGGCCCGAGGAGGGGGUGUGGCGAACAAAGAUAGUGGUAGAUGAUGAACUUGGCGAGGGCCAGCGUGCCGGCGAUGAGGGAAGAAAAGAUGUAGCGAACAGGUGCCAGGUGAGCGAUGGCAACGGCGACGAAUCCGUGUCAAAGGAUUGAUGGUCCAGCAAGGAAGGUUAGAUUUGUGACGGUGACGCAUGCACUACCUUCUGCACGUCGGGAGAUGCAGCUAAAAUACGCAGUCCAGACGGCGAAGAAAUGUAGUUUUCAGUAGUCCACACGGCAAAGGCUGUGAAAUAUUACGAUUUCGGGCCCUCGAGAUUACCCAGAUUUGUGAUCAAAAUGUCGGGUGGCGAGGGUACCGGCCGGCGACAACUGCGACAAGCAAGUUCUCACAACGUCAGAGGCGCCCCUUCCCUUCGUUCCUCCGCUCGCCAUGUCAUCCGCCGCCAACUCCCCCUACCCUCUGGCCGCCAACUACGACAGCGACGAGAUGGACAUCGACUCUGAGAAUGACAACAAAGACGCUGACGGCGAGUCCGUCGAGGCUGAUCAUGACCUCAACCCCGUCCCAGUCGCCGGGCCCUCGUCUUACGUCUCUAACCUCGACUCGGGCGAAGACUCGGGCUACGACGAUCAAGGAGAAGAUGAAGCUGACGACGACGAGGAAGAUGGCACAUACGCAGACCAUUCCUACCCCAAGAAACGCGUUCACAAGAAGAAGCACAUCCCCUCCGCCGUCCCUCGGCCCAGACCCGUCGCGCGUCCUGCGAACGAUUCAGACUCUGAUUCAGACUAUGGGUCGAAGUCAAAGAAGAAGAAGAAAGCAAGGACAAGUGCAGCUGACGAAAUCCGUAUAUCAAGUCGAGGGGGGAAAGUCCCCAACUACGUCGACGACGUUCAACCCUUCGAGGAAGAGAUAAUAGAGGACGUAUACACCGGACCUCAGAUCCAAGCUCUUGAGGAUGACGAGAUCGAGCUCGUUCUUGCUCACAGUCGUGAUGAGGGCAAAGAGCAGGAUCCCGAAGAUUUAUGGUUUGAAAACAUUCGUUUCCAUAUCAAGUGGAAGGGCUUUUCGCACCUUCACAACACGGAUGAGACCUAUGACUUUCUGAAGCGAUUUAAAGGCCUGAAACGCGUCGACAACUAUAUCAAGGCAUACAAGAUAUGGCAGGCACGCGCCACCGCCCCAGGCUUGACGGCAGAAGAUAUCGAGGCGCUUCAGAUCGAAAAGGAACGUGAACGACAAGAGCUCGAGACAUACAAGACGGUCGAACGUGUUGUAUCUCACCGCGAGAAUCUCGAAGGCGACGAGGAGUAUUUUUGCAAGUGGACGGGGCUCAAUUAUGAGCAUUGCACUUGGGAGAACCAGAAAGAUGUGAAGCCCAUUGCCAGAGACGCGAUCGAGGCCUAUCGCAGCCGAGAGGCUGAAGGCAAGUUCCCGUACAAGAGCAUCUCGUAUGGCAGAAACAAUCGGCCGAAAUUCGAGAAGAUCACGAAAGACCCGGACUACAUUGAGGCGACUGGUGGGGCACUCAAAGACUUCCAGUUGACGGGGCUGAAUUGGCUGGCCUAUCUGUGGAGCAAAGGGGACAACGGCAUUCUUGCGGAUGAGAUGGGUCUCGGAAAGACCGUGCAAACGGUGUCCUUCAUCUCUUAUCUGUUCCAUCAAUUGGAUCAGUAUGGGCCAUUUCUGGUUAUCGUUCCUUUGUCGACCAUCACUGCAUGGCAAAGCCAAUUUGCAGUCUGGGCUCCGGACAUCAAUGUGAUCACGUAUAUUGGCACUGCCCAUGCGCGAGAAGUCAUUCGCCGGUUCGAGUUCGGGCCGUCCAACAAGAAGCUCAAGAUGAAUGUGCUCCUCACAACUUACGAGCUCACUUUGCGGGACUCGAAGGAACUGGGGGAGAUCAAAUGGCAAGCUUUGGCGGUUGAUGAGGCCCACCGACUCAAGAACUCAGAAAGCCAGCUCUACGAAGCUCUCCGAUCUUUCUCAGCAGCCUCGAAGUUGUUGAUCACCGGAACACCUCUGCAAAACAACGUUAAAGAACUGCUCUCGCUCAUGCACUUCCUAAUGCCUGAACGAUUCGCACUGUCAAACGAGUUUGAUUUGAACGAUGUGGAUCAUGAAUCCAAGAUCAAGGACCUCCACGAGCAACUCGAGUCACUGAUGCUUCGACGGUUGAAGAAAGAUGUGCUGACAUCGCUGCCCACGAAAAGCGAACGCAUUUUGCGCGUCGAAAUGAGUGCACUGCAGACGCAUUUCUACAAAAACAUUUUGACCAAGAACUUCCAAGGCUUGAUGAAGAGCGCCAACGGGAACACCAACAUCAGUUUGCUCAACAUCGCAAUGGAGCUCAAGAAAGCAGCCAACCACCCCUAUCUUUUCGACGGCGCCGAGGUCCGCACUGACACACGUGACGAGAUGCUCAAGGGCAUCGUCAUGAACAGCGGAAAGAUGGUUCUCCUGGAUAAACUGCUUGCCCGUCUCAAGGCCGAUGGUCACAGAGUGCUCAUCUUCAGCCAAAUGGUCCGCAUGCUCGAUAUCCUCAGCGACUACAUGUCGUAUCGGGGAUUCAUCCACCAACGACUCGACGGGAUGGUGUCCUCGGAUGCGCGGAAAAAAUCGAUUGCCCAUUUCAACGCUCCUGGGUCGACAGAUUUCGCGUUCUUGUUGUCUACACGAGCCGGAGGCCUGGGUAUCAACCUGGAAACAGCCAACACCGUCAUCAUCUUUGACAGCGACUGGAAUCCUCAGAACGAUCUGCAGGCCAUGGCUCGUGCACAUCGUAUCGGACAAAAGUCACACGUCAGUGUGUACCGGUUUGUCAGCAAGGACACGAUGGAGGAAGAUGUGCUCGAACGUGCGAAGAAGAAGAUGGUCCUAGAGUAUGCCAUCAUCAACCAGAUGGACACUUCCCAAGCCCAUCUUGGGACCAAAACGACGGGCAAGGAAGCGCACAAGCCAGACAACAACCUCAGCAAAGACGAGCUUACGGCAGUACUCAAGUACGGCGCGCAGAAGAUGUUCGACAAGGACGAUACCCAGCAGAGCCGCAAACUCGAUGAGAUGGAUUUGGACGAAAUCCUGAACCGAGCUGAAGAUCACGAGACCCUUGAGAUGAAUGGGGAGGCAGGAACGUCGCUUGGCGGUGAAGGCUUCUUGGCCCAGUUCGCCGGGGUCACCGACAUCAAGAAUGAUAUGAGCUGGGAGGACAUUAUCCCCCUGGAGCAUCGUCAGCAACUGGAGUUGGACGAGGACCGGAAGACGGAGGAGCUGCUUGCAGGCGAGCCUCGGAAACGGACGCAUGCUCUGGUGUCGUACGAGGGCAUGGACGUCGACCAACCGACGCCUGCUGCACCAAAGAAGCCUAAGGUACCGGGACCCAUGCGCAAGAGUGCCAGCCAGAAGGCGAUGGAGCUCAAGGAACGAGAUGUUCGAGUUUUGAUUCGGAGUCUGCAACGUUGGGGAGACAUUCGUCAACGUUACGAUGUGAUCGUUGGAGAGGCCAAACUCCAAGACAAGAACAAAGGGAUGAUCAUUGAUGUUGCGGACGACAUCAUCGAAGUCUGUAACAAGGCGCUCAAAGAAUCUGAGGAUCAGAAGCGGACCCGGGCUGCAACUGGCGAGCCCUUGACCAAUGCGCAAAAGAGCAAGGCCGUCCUUGUUACUUGUCGAAACGUCGCAAAUAUCAACGCAGAAACGGUGGUAUCAAGGCAUCGGGAUCUGCGGAUUCUAUUCAACGUGCUGAACGAAAUCGAUGACCCGUACAAAUGGAUGCUCCCAAUCGAUAAUAUCCGCCCGACAUUGAAUUGGUCAGGGCGCUGGGGCCCCCAGGACGACUCGAUGUUGCUCGUUGGUGCAUUCCUACAUGGGUUUGGGAACUGGGAAGCGAUCGCGAAGGAUAAUAAACUUGGCUUGGAUGGCAAGUUUUUCCUCGAGGAAGGGAAGAAGGGCGAAGACUCGGCUAACAAGCCUAUCCCGAAUGCGAUCCAUCUCGUUCGCCGGGGCGAUUUCUUGCUGGGACUGUUGCGAGAGCACGACGAGAAGCUGCGGUCGUAUGAGAGUUCGCUCAGACACAAAGGAUUUAAGGUGUCGGUGUCUCCUCCUCCGAUGGCAUCCUCGUCCUCCGCUUCAACCUUGAAGCGACGAGCAGACAGCGAAGCCAUCGCCUCGGUCGACGACAACGCAUCCCGAAAGCGGAAACGAAGGCCAACGCCCACCUUCACUGACUCGGAAUCCUCUGAAGAAUGUCCGUCCAUGGACGAGGCUUCGACGAAGGAAGAGCUGAGACCUGUCAAGAAACAGCUGAAACAACUGAAGCUGUCUGGUGAAGAAAUGCCUCGUGACGACAAAGUCGCCAUUCUGAAAGACUCCCUCGCUGCCAUCGGUCGCCGUAUCGAAGCUGUUCUCGCCACCAAGGAGGCUGCUGGCGAAGACCGCGAACGAUGGCGAAGACAUCUGUGGACAUUCGUGACUCUUUUCUGGCCGAAGAAGGUCAAGGCCUCGAAGCUGGAGGAGAUCCACGCUAAAAUGGUGGUCAAACUUAACUCUGACGUGCCUCGGGCAGGCUCAGAAGGCAGCUCGAAAAAGCAGCGAGUGACAGUGGGGUCGAAAUCCAAUGGGUCGUCGAGUAUGGCCAACGGAAAAUCACAUCGCUGAUGACUUUAUAAUCCUCCUGCACCUUCUCCCGCUACAUCAGACAACGAUACUUAUUUCAAUCGUGUAUUAACGACUGCACUGUGUAUAGAAGAAUUGAAAGAUGUUGUUGAACA
This is a messenger RNA of Mycena citricolor, 6367 nucleotides long. The record is from the annotation of a GenBank genome assembly. NCBI's taxonomy places the organism in Eukaryota, Fungi, Basidiomycota, Agaricomycetes, Agaricales, Mycenaceae.